UAUUUCUUCUUUUUCAAGAACAGUGAACGAUAGAGGACUGUAACUCCAUUUCUCGUUGACUUCAAUCCUCAUCGCAUAACGUUAAUUGCGUGCGUUUGUUUUUGGUUUCCCAUGUCCAGCCUACAUCUCAAUGUGGACAUACACACCAUAAAGAUUUUCUCACAUCUUCUCCUAACAUUCUAUAAAUGUCUCCUUCCACUGCAUUCCUUCCUUCCAUUGUGUCUCGUAUCAUCUCCACACUAGUGUUUCUUUAGUUGAAUAAUAUCGCUAUAACAUGGCAUUUGCCAUGUUGAUUUUGGCAAUUUCAUUGGCUCUGGCUGCCGGGAACGCUGACGCGGCCAGUCAGGUUCCGGCCAUGUUCGUGUUUGGAGAUUCGUUGGUCGAUCCAGGUAAUAACAAUAAUCUGAAGACACUGGCAAAGGCGAAUUUUUAUCCGAACGGGAUCGAUUUCCCAGCUGGUGUUACGGGAAGAUUCUGCAAUGGUGGCACGGUUGCUGAUCAUUUAGGCAAUCUGCUCGGUUUGCCGUUGAUCCCACGGUUCAGUGAUCUAAGUACCAACGGUUCAAAAAUACUACAGGGAGUGAACUAUGCAUCUGCGGCUGCCGGAAUCCUCGACGACACUGGAAAACUGUUUGGCGAUUUAUUCUCUAUGGAUGAACAAAUUCAGAAUUACCAAAAGACCCAUGAGGAAUUGAAGUUAGAGCUGAGAAGCAUCAAUGGAGGAGUAGUUGAGGAUUUUCUUCGGAAAUCUCUCUUCUUUGUUUGCACUGGAAGCAAUGACUACCUCAACAACUACUUAUUUCCAUUAUCUACCAAACCACUGAAAUACACCAUUAAUGCUUUUCAUGAAUCAGUCAUCCAACAAUUCACCAGGCAGCUCAAGAGUCUUUAUGAUUUAGGCGGACGGAAAUUUUUAGUUGCAGGACUUGGACCUCUUGGUUGCAUUCCAAGUCAAAUAGGAUCCUCAAGCAAAAAUUUAAGUGCAUGUGUUGAGACGACAAAUGAAAUAUCGUCGCAGUACAAUGCGAAGCUGAAAAUGGCGAUUAGAGAACUCAAUGAUAAUCUCGCCGGCGCCCAUUUUCUUUAUUGGGAUAUAUACACUCCAACAUUUGAAAUUAUCAGAAAUCCAACUCGUUACGGUUUCAAGUACGCACACAAGGCAUGCUGCGGUGGAGGACGAUCCAAGGGUCAGAUAUUGUGCUUGCCAUUGCUGCCAUUUGAAUGCCAAGAUCGGUCCCAGUUUGUGUUCUGGGAUCCAUAUCACCCAACGGACGCUUUCAAUGCGAUCGUAGCCCAACAAGCAUAUCAAGGAAAAUUACAGAGCAAAGAUCCCAUGAAUGUGCAACAGCUAAUUCAACUAUAAAUAUUCAUACUCGUUCGUGAUUUGUAUGUUCUUCUUCUAUCAUACGUUUGUAGCCGUUCAAUCCACGUCACCCUUUUGUUUAUCUUUUGUGAUUGUCUUUCUACCUCUGAUAAACGGACUAGAUUACAUUUUGUCA
Magnolia sinica is the source of this 1499-nucleotide messenger RNA. RefSeq names its product GDSL esterase/lipase At1g71691-like. Lineage: Eukaryota; Viridiplantae; Streptophyta; Magnoliopsida; Magnoliales; Magnoliaceae. The record is from RefSeq and is a predicted model, not a curated record. Gene Ontology annotation, molecular function: hydrolase activity, acting on ester bonds. Bases 275 to 1363 code for a protein of 362 amino acids. The transcript has 5 exons.